This is a messenger RNA of Aspergillus aculeatus ATCC 16872, 480 nucleotides long. Its product is annotated as DUF3237 domain-containing protein. Lineage: Eukaryota; Fungi; Ascomycota; Eurotiomycetes; Eurotiales; Aspergillaceae. The record is from RefSeq and is a predicted model, not a curated record. The coding region runs from base 1 to 480 and encodes 159 amino acids. The transcript is spliced from 3 exons.
AUGGCCCCGAUCUCCCCACCCCCACAACUCACCCACCUCUUCACCCUCCGCUGCGCCGUCGACCCCCCGAUGGAGAUCGGCCACGGCCCCUACGGCCGUCGCCGCUGCGUCCCCAUCAAAUCCGGCACCGUGCGCGGGGAUUUCCUCAAUGGGGAGGUCGUCCCCGGCGGGGCGGAUUUCAUGCUCGUCGAGGAGAAUCAAACCACGCAUGUGAAUACCAACUACGUGAUUAAGAGUGAUGAUGGGGCGUUUAUCUAUAUCCGGACUGAGGGAACCCGCUCCGGUCCUCCGGAGGUCCUGAAAGCUCUCAUGGAAGGCGAUGAUGAGGUUGACCCCGAUCAGUAUUGGUUCCAUUUGCAUAUCAAGCUGGAGACCGGGCAUGAGCGGUACCGGUGGAUGAACAAUAGGGUCAUUGUGGGGAGGGCGACGCGCGCUAAGGGGGAAGUUGCGUACGACGCAUAUUUUCUGGACAACAACUAG